GGCUGGCAUUGUGCACACUCCUUCCAUGCAAAACUCGGAAGCAGUCUUGAGCGCCAGCCAGGUGAGGGGUCCCCGGGAGAAACGUGCACAUGGUCCUGCUGAACAAGUCAAGUUCGUCACAGAGGGGCACGAGGAAGACAAACGUGGAGGGUCGUGGCUGGAGCAUGAAGCCCUGGAGCAAGUGCCACCCCAAGAGGAUGGUCACAGAGGGACCGGGACCCCAUCGACCAGAAGUUUUAGAGGCUUCCUCAGCCGUCUUCGCUUUCGGUGUCGGGAGGGGGGAGUGGAGGAUUCGACUGUGUAGCAGCAGCACUUAGGAAGCGUCGAGUUUUUCGACGCUUCUGGCUGACUCAGGACUUGCGGCAAGCGGCAACACUUUUCCGACAAAGUUCAACGGCCGCUACCCAACGGCUCAGACGAGCUGAGACAGAACGGCCACGACCCGUUUGUUCAGAAGGGGGUCCGCGUACGUCCAGAGAAAUCUGUUGUAUUUCCGUGACAGGGGGCCUGGUGACGGACGCCAUAGUCCGGCAAGUAUUCACACGGACAUCCGGACUCCGAGAGAAGAAUUACUAGGACUGCGCUGCGAUCGACGAUGAGAUAUCAGAGAAGUUGUGGGCUGAGGGUAAGCCUGUGACAGUGAUUUCGGAUUUCGGCCAACCUAGGAGGAGGCUCGUGAGGGAGUCACGUAGCAUCAGAGGUGAAGAAGUAAUGGCUUUUGAAGCGACGGACGAAUCGGCGGGAGAGUUGCUGUGUCAAUUGACACCACUUUUUACAGACUCCAUAGAAAGUAGCCGGAUUCGGUACAGAACGACGCGGUUUGUGCUGAGAUGUUAGAUUAGGUAAAGAACUCAAUUAUAUCUAGCCGCUUUCUGCGGUUGCCAGUCCGAUUCGCUUUUGUGAAUAUCCCGGAGAAGCCAGUAACUCAGGAGGCUCAAUCACGUAUCACGAAAGGCUAGGUCCUAAAUGUCCUUCUGCUGCAUCCUCUAAUACAGGUGAACCUUGAACAUUCUGUCAACGUGGAACGGAGUUUGGCCUCACGAGACCGUGCAACAGUGCGUGAUGCUCGAUUGCAUGCUACGCUCCAGGCGAUAAGGUUGGUUGCUAUAAUGCAACACCAAGGUGGUUGUGCAUGGUAAUGUCUUGCUCACGACAUUUCUGCUGAAAAGGAAUGGGGGUUUGUACUUGGGUGAAUUCGGCUAUUUGGUAAGGGUGGGGGCCCAAGCGGUACCGCGUGAUACUGACAACGGUUCACCGACCGAGGUUCGUGCAACCUGAAGCAGAUUUCUCCGUUGUCAUUCCACUCAGGAUGCCUAGGCGCUGCUCUGUUCAUGUAUGGUGCAACAUGUACCAGGAAUCAGGAGAAGGGUUUAUCUACAUCAUUGACUUUUUCCCGCAUAUGAAAGCGUACGCCGGAACAGGCUGAAAUCAUGCUUUCCCAGUUCCGGAACCGUUCCGCCAUUGAUUUUUGACCGCACUACAACCGGUGG
Molecule: messenger RNA, 1490 nt
Organism: Toxoplasma gondii ME49
Lineage: Eukaryota; Apicomplexa; Conoidasida; Eucoccidiorida; Sarcocystidae
Exons: 1
Coding region: 26-304 (92 amino acids)
Source: RefSeq, a predicted model, not a curated record